AUGGCGUCGCCGGUGGACAUGCUUUUCAACCAGGAGCAGGCGGCGGCGGCCAUGAUGACUGAGGCGGAAGGGAGGGUUGAAGAGUACUUCCCGAGCUCCAGCCAUGGUUUUUUGCACUUCCAGCAAGUUGGCACAACUCCGAUCGGAGCUCCUGACAUGGGAUCGCCCAUUUCCGGCUUCGGUGUGUCUCCCUUCACCUUCGACAUGCCGCAGGGUCCCCUUCCGGUUGCCGGUUAUGGCACUGGUGUGGUCCCGAUGGAGAUCCCCGCGGUCGGGCAAAAGAAGCAUUCCACGAAGAACAGUAGAGCGGUGGCGCCUUCCAAAGGAGUGUGGACGCUAAAAGAGGACGAACUUCUCAAGAGAUUGGUGGCUCAUUAUGGGAAUGGGAGAUGGGAGGAGAUUUCAAAAGACCUCCCAGGACGGAUUGGGAAGCAAUGCCGUGAGCGCUGGAAAAAUCACCUGCAACCCGACCUCAAGAAUCAAGCCCCAUGGACCGAGGAGGAGGACAGGAAGCUGAUCGAGGAGCACAAGACCUUAGGGAACAGUUGGUCAAAGAUCGCAAAACGCCUCUUCGGUCGAUCGGAGAACUCCAUCAAGAAUCAUUGGUACGGGACAAAGCGGGGCCUAACAUCGAAGAGUCGGUUCAGGAAGCAUCGGUUCUCCCUCCUCGAGGAGUACAUCCGCAGCACAAUCACGGGUGACAAGAGCGCGGCAUCACCAUCGCAGUCGUCCGCUCCGCCGCCCGGCCUCGGGAGUGGCGGCCAGGUCGUUCCAAGUGCCUCUGCAAUGCUGGCCGUCUCCAGCCUACCCGGGAUGGGUACGUACCUCCACCCAAGCUAUGUGCCUGGAUCAUCGUCCCAGGGAGCGACCAUGAACUUGAGCUCGCUGCUGCCAGAACUCAAUACCUACAGCGGUGAGAUGCAGCAGCGAUACAACUCCUCCCCGUCCUUCCCGCCCAACAACCUGCUGCACUAUGGACCACCGCCGGCAUUUCAGCAAAUGUUUAGCCAGCGCCUACAGGGGCAGGAUGCAUGCGCGAACAUGAACCUGUCCCAAUUACUCAAGAGUCUCGGUCCUGGUGGCAGCUACUAUAGCAGCGAGACGGGCCGCACAAGCGUCGGUGGCAUCGAUGAUCCGGACGACAUCAACGUCGUCUAG
Messenger RNA from Triticum turgidum subsp. durum (durum wheat), 1158 nucleotides. NCBI's taxonomy places the organism in Eukaryota, Viridiplantae, Streptophyta, Magnoliopsida, Poales, Poaceae. The record is from the annotation of a GenBank genome assembly.